Spea bombifrons (plains spadefoot toad) is the source of this 1032-nucleotide messenger RNA. RefSeq names its product small muscle protein X-linked (gene SMPX). NCBI's taxonomy places the organism in Eukaryota, Metazoa, Chordata, Amphibia, Anura, Pelobatidae. The record is from RefSeq and is a predicted model, not a curated record. The transcript is spliced from 5 exons. Gene Ontology annotation, cellular component: costamere; M band; muscle tendon junction. The coding region runs from base 396 to 680 and encodes 94 amino acids.
UAGCAGAAUAAGCAGAGACUUGGCUGUCAGUAACAACCAGGUGAAGCAGAGACCCGGCUGUUACUGACAACCUACCGUUACCAAGUGUAACAAACUCUAUAUUUAGGAAGAACAACCCAGAGCUAUGAAAAGAAUCCAUUCUGCACUUCAGCUACCAAACUGGGUUUAUCUCUAAGCCCAGAGACAGCUCGAAGUGCAAGGCAGACAACGAAGCUCUCCAGAAUCACAUAUCAGCUGCUCUAAAAAGGAUCUCUGGCAAGAAUACCAACAGGAAAAAAAGAAGAGGUGUGUAGGGGCAGGAGAGGGAGCUGAUUUUGGCUCAGUUUUGAACUGCCGAACUGCCCUGCAAAAGAAACCUUCAGCAAAAAGCAAGGAAGAAGAUAUAAUCAAUUAAAAUGUCUAAACAGCCAGCAUCACAUGUCAGAUCUAUCCAGGCCAAUAUAAACAUCCCCAUGGGAGCAUUUCGGCCAGGAGCUGGCCAGCCACCCAAGAGAAGGGACUUUACACCUGAAGCAGACUUUACACCUGAAGCAGAGCAGACAGUUGAACAAGAAUCACCAAAUGAAGAGAAGAAACAGCUUCCUGGGGCAGUAAAACUUCCUGGACCAGCAUUCAACCUCUCUGAAAUCCAAAACAAAAAAAGUGGACUUAAGUUUGUACCAAGGGCAGAGGAACAAUAGUCAUCAGGAAAAGGUCUGGCAAGAAGGUGCGGGCGAAAAUUGUGAUCUAAAGGAUGGAAAGCAGUGGAAAUAUUUUUUUAUAUUUGUUAAAAAUCCUUCAACGCUGCACACCGCCACAGUACAGCAAAUAAAUUAUUUGUACAUUUGUAUUCAUUGUUCAUAGACAAGAUUUCUUAACACAGAGAACAUAAAUAAUCCGGAUUGUAUUCUCUAUUAUGAAAUUAGUUUACGAAUGUUAGAAAUCAGAAGUUCAACUUAAAAAUAAAAUAUUUUCCAAAAAUGAUCUCUCAUAUUUGAAAACUGAAAAUGUAUUUAUUGUAAAGAUUUAAUAAACAUAUCCUGUCUCACAGAG